UGACACUGUUUGACUAUAUUACAUAACUUCUGUCACAGACUUAUUUUUAGGUAUCAUAAAAAGUCUCAUCGCUGCAGCGGCGCUAGCUUGUAUCCCUUAGAUGACCAUGACUGUUCCUCCUCUAGUCGUAUUUGGGCCUUCGGGGGUAGGCAAGGGUACUCUCAUCAAUCGUCUCAUUAAAGAAUUUCCAAACUCGUUUGGAUUUAGUGUCUCUCAUACUACCCGCGCUCCACGUCCUGGUGAGAUAGACGGCAAAGCAUACCACUUUACCACAACCGAUAACUUCAAGAACCUCAUCUCCGAGGCCGCUUUCAUCGAGCAUGCCCAGUUUUCGGGCAACUUCUAUGGGACGUCCAUUCAAGCUGUGCAAGACGUCGCAGCAACAGGCAAGCGGUGCAUUCUCGAUAUCGAAGUUCAGGGCGUCCAACAGAUCAAGCAAACGCCCCUCCACGCUACAAUCGUCUUCGUCUCCCCACCCUCCAUGACCGUGCUAAAUAACCGCUUGCGUGGCCGUGCCACAGAUUCUGAGGAUGCCAUCCAGCGUCGUCUCGCAAUCGCACGUAGAGAGAUCGACUACGCUCGCCAACCUGGCUCAGUAGACUACGUGAUCGUCAAUGAUGAUCUUGAUACAGCAUAUCAAAUGUUAAAGAGAAUUGCAAACGGAGAGUCGGAUGCGAGUGGGGAUCAGAUGCCUCCCUUGGAUGAUUAGAUCUUUCUAUUUAUACCCUUACAUCAUCCCCGUACAAAGGACGUUCCCGCGGAUGCCGUAAAUCGUGCCUGAAGUACAUAGCCCUGCAGGUUUCAAAUUCCAUCCUAUUUAUAUGGUCGAUAGGCCCGUAUUGAAGCCGACACUAAUGUUCACUUUCUCUCCAUAUUUGCUCGCAACCUUGACUGCACACGCUACUGACAACGAAGACACCGCAUGCACUAAAAAACUUAUGGACACCCAUUCACUAAUCUGAUAAUUGAGAUUUACAGCUAUUUUCAUAUUGAUAGACCAGAAUCUGGAAAACUCACUUAGCUGCUUUUGUUUGUUGUUGGAGUGACACCAAACAGAGGCAUGUGCACUAG
Suillus subaureus is the source of this 1071-nucleotide messenger RNA. RefSeq names its product P-loop containing nucleoside triphosphate hydrolase protein. The record is from RefSeq and is a predicted model, not a curated record. Lineage: Eukaryota; Fungi; Basidiomycota; Agaricomycetes; Boletales; Suillaceae. Gene Ontology annotation, biological process: purine nucleotide metabolic process. Gene Ontology annotation, molecular function: GMP kinase activity. Gene Ontology annotation, cellular component: cytosol. Bases 101 to 709 code for a protein of 202 amino acids. The transcript has 3 exons.